AUGUUAGCCGUGGGUCCCAUGGACGGGUCCCGCCAGAGCGCCUUCCUCCUCAGCCCCCCCCCACUAGCAGCUCUGCACAGUAUGACCGAGAUGAAGACUCCUCUGUACCCGGCCUACCCGCUCUGCUCCACCGGGCCGACCUCCUCCACCUCCCCGGCCACCACGUCUCCUAACCCGGGCGGGAUGGCCGUCUCCUCCCCGGGGAUCAAGUCCUCUGCGGGGCUUUCCUCCGGUCUCGGUUCCCCGCAUCUCUGCUCCUCCGCGACCCCGCACGGAAUAAACGACAUCCUGAACCGGCCGAUCCCGACUUGCACCGGAGGCACCGGAGCCGUAGCAGCAGCCGGAGCCGCCUCCUCUUCUUCCGCUGCGGGGCUUCUUGCGGGUUUGCCCCGGUUCAGCAGCCUCAGCCCGCCGCCGCCUCACGGACUGUACUUCAGCCCCGGGGCCGUGGCCGUGGCCCGGUACCCGAAGCCUCUGGCGGAUCUACCGGGCAGGACACCGAUCUUCUGGCCGGGAGUCAUGCAGAGCCCGCACUGGAGGGACGCCAGAUUUGCGUGUUCAGCCCAUCAGAACUCGGUGCUGUUGGAUAAAGACGGGAAACGGAAGCACACGCGACCCACGUUUUCAGGACAGCAGAUUUUUGCUCUGGAAAAAACUUUUGAACAAACUAAAUAUCUGGCGGGACCUGAGAGAGCGAGGCUGGCUUAUUCCCUGGGAAUGACGGAGAGCCAGGUGAAGGUGUGGUUUCAGAACAGGAGGACUAAGUGGAGGAAAAAGCACGCAGCAGAGAUGGCCACCGCGAAGAAGAAGCAGGACUCUGAGACGGAGCGUCUGAAGGGAAACUCUGAGCAGGAGGAAGAGGACGAUGACUACAACAAACCUCUGGACCCGAACUCUGAUGAUGAGAAGAUCACACAGCUGCUGAAGAAGCACAAACCGCUGCUGCACACAUCCGAGAACGACAGCUCCUAA
Messenger RNA from Scomber scombrus (Atlantic mackerel), 972 nucleotides. It is a transcript of the gene nkx6-1, whose product is annotated as NK6 homeobox 1. Gene Ontology annotation, molecular function: DNA-binding transcription factor activity, RNA polymerase II-specific; RNA polymerase II cis-regulatory region sequence-specific DNA binding. The record is from RefSeq and is a predicted model, not a curated record. Gene Ontology annotation, cellular component: nucleus. Gene Ontology annotation, biological process: regulation of transcription by RNA polymerase II; cell differentiation. Lineage: Eukaryota; Metazoa; Chordata; Actinopteri; Scombriformes; Scombridae. The transcript is spliced from 3 exons. The coding region runs from base 1 to 972 and encodes 323 amino acids.